UGGCGCAAAUUUUCGGUUCAACCUAUUCACCACAGGCUGUAACGUUUGAAAGAGCUGAAUAAAAGUCUGAGACGGGAAGAGAAAGACUUGACAUCUUAAGUUUCACUUGUCAGGACAGAGAGAGCAUUAGAAGGGUAAAGGAAAGAGUCAUUAUCAGAGGGAACACUGCUUUCAGAAUCAAAGUUGCAGGUACUUUUAAAAGGCUGUCAGGUUCAAGGACUAUCACUCAGCCACGCACCAGAGAGAAUAAUAGUGGGAUACACUCAAAGGAACGACAGAACGCACCAUGGAUCGCAAAAUUCCCGAUUUUGCUGGUACUUGGAAAAUGAAAAGCUCCGAGAACUUCGAAGAGCUUCUCAAAGCACUGGGUGUGAACGUGAUGCUGCGUAAGAUUGCGGUCGCAGCUGCAUCAAAGCCAUCUGUGGAGAUUACGCAGGACGGAGAAACCCUGUCAAUCAAGACCUCCACCUCUGUAAGGACCACCCAUGUCACCUUCACAGUUGGACAGGAGUUUAAUGAGGCCACUGUGGAUGGACGUCCCUGCACGAGCUUUCCUCGCUGGGAAACAGACAGCAAGAUUAGUUGUGAACAGAGUUUGCAGAAGGGUGAGGGCCCAAAAACCUCAUGGACCAGAGAGAUGACCAAUGAUGGCGAACUGAUUCUGACCAUGACCGCAGACGAUGUCGUGUGUACAAGAGUUUAUGUCAGAGAGUGAAAGUAUGAGGAAACAGGAAGAACAAUCAUUCAGAUCACUCUCUUUCAUUGUUAACUACAAUGACUGUGACUGUAUAUCAUCUAUUUCCUAUCUCCCUCAUUUCCUCUUUCAUUUUUUUUUUGACAGUGUAUUUGAACAAUGUAAUACAUUAGAGAGCCAUGCAAAUAAUUCAUGUGAGAGAUUGGGUCCUGAUUUGCCAUUUAACAGAUACAUCAUUUUGGGCUCAAAAGCACUUUAAAGAUUGGUCUUCACAUAGAUGAAGAUCUGAAAAUCUGAAGCUUGGAAACCAGACUUUGGUGAGACAGUCCAUAAUCACCACUGAAAAAAUAUCAGUCAAGGUGUGAUCAUAUUUACUAUUGUAAAUUUUCAUAGGCCAAAUCCAGUUGUUUUUAGUAGUGAUCUACAUUAAUGGGAAUUUCGCAUACGGGUGAAAGAUUCCCCCACUCAGGUUUCAGAAAAAGUUGAAAAGAUAGUUCAAUUCAAUUCAAUUAAUUCCAUCCCAAUAUCCAAUCAACAUAUUAACAUUUUAUGAGCAUAUUUGCCUCAAAAUUAUACUGUUCAUUGAAAUCUCCAAUUCAUUCUUAUGUAACGUUCUGUAUCGUCUGAUUUAGCAACAGUUCCAAAGGGGGCGGGGCUAAACAAAGGGUCAGUUGUAAUUAGAACCCAGUGAAGCUCCAAUACCAACCUUCUCUUCACAUCUUCAAUUUUAUGUAUAUAUUUUAAUAAAACCUGAAAAAUCUUUUUCAUUAUGUUUUUUUUUUUUUACAAACAAUUUCAGCAGUCAUUACUUAUUUCUGUGCAUGGACAAUAAAGUUUACUGCCAAGA
This is a messenger RNA of Cyprinus carpio (common carp), 1541 nucleotides long. RefSeq names its product cellular retinoic acid-binding protein 2-like. The record is from RefSeq and is a predicted model, not a curated record. Lineage: Eukaryota; Metazoa; Chordata; Actinopteri; Cypriniformes; Cyprinidae. Gene Ontology annotation, biological process: fatty acid transport. Gene Ontology annotation, cellular component: nucleus; cytosol. Gene Ontology annotation, molecular function: fatty acid binding.